GCCAUUGUAGUUUGUUUUCUUUAAAUUAAAUGGUCUGCGAUUAAAAUUAAUUAUAUUUACGGACUCACGGUUUUUGGAUUAAGAUGGGAAUCAAGUUUCUGGAGUUUGUGAAGCCGUUUUGUGCAGUACUACCUGAAGUACAAAAGCCAGAGCGUAAAAUUCAAUUUCGAGAGAAGGUAUUAUGGACAGCCAUUACCCUUUUCAUUUUCCUUGUCUGCUGUCAAAUCCCUCUCUUUGGUAUCAUGUCUUCAGACUCCGCUGAUCCAUUCUACUGGAUGAGAGUCAUUCUGGCCUCAAAUAGAGGAACACUAAUGGAGUUAGGUAUUUCACCGAUUGUCACAUCUGGUCUCAUUAUGCAGCUCUUGGCUGGUGUGAAGAUCAUUGAAGUUGGUGACACCCCAAAGGAUAGAGCACUGUUCAAUGGGGCUCAGAAAUUAUUUGGCAUGGUUAUAACGGUCGGCCAGGCCAUAGUGUACGUGAUGACGGGAAUGUAUGGAGCGCCAUCCGACAUUGGGGCCGGGGUCUGCCUAAUCAUCAUCAUCCAGUUAUUCGUGGCCGGCGUCAUUGUCCUACUGUUGGAUGAACUCUUACAGAAAGGUUAUGGCCUUGGCUCCGGUAUCUCCCUGUUCAUUGCCACAAAUAUUUGUGAGACGAUUGUCUGGAAGGCAUUCAGUCCAACCACUGUUAACACUGGCAGAGGCACGGAAUUUGAAGGUGCGGUUAUUGCCCUGUUCCAUUUGUUGGCCACCCGUCAGGACAAGGUGAGGGGGUUGAGGGAGGCAUUCUACAGGCAGAACCUUCCGAACUUGAUGAAUCUACUGGCUACUGUUUUCGUGUUUGGUGUCGUUAUAUAUUUCCAGGGCUUCCGAGUGGAUCUACCAAUCAAAUCAUCUCGUUACAGAGGGCAGUACAGUAGCUAUCCAAUCAAGUUGUUCUACACAUCCAACAUACCUAUCAUUCUUCAGAGUGCUCUUGUCUCUAAUCUUUACAUCAUUUCUCAGAUGCUCUCUGCAAAGUUCAGUGGUAACUUCAUCAUCAACUUGUUGGGCGUUUGGGGGGACGUCGGGGGUGGUGGACCAGCCCGUAGCUACCCUAUCGGAGGUUUGUGCUACUACUUGUCACCCCCUGAAACGUUGCAGCACGUACUGGAAGACCCUCUGCACGCCAUACUCUACAUUGCAUUCAUGCUGGGCUCUUGCGCCUUCUUCUCCAAGACAUGGAUUGAUGUAUCCGGUUCCAGUGCUAAAGACGUGGCCAAACAAUUGAAAGACCAGCAGAUGAUAAUGAGAGGUCACAGGGAAGCAUCCAUGAUUCACGAGCUUAACAGGUACAUCCCUACCGCUGCUGCGUUUGGUGGCCUGUGCAUCGGCGCACUGUCUGUUAUGGCAGAUUUUAUGGGUGCUAUCGGUAGUGGCACGGGUAUCCUUCUAGCUGUCACCAUCAUCUACCAGUACUUUGAAAUAUUCGUUAAAGAGCAGAGCGAAGGAAUGGGAUCGCUAUUCUUCUAAUUGAUUGAAUGAUUGAUUGAUUGAGUUGGGCGAUUGGUUUAGUCGAGUGAUUGAUGUAUUAUUAGUAAAUCUAUAUAACAGUUGGUCGGUUGGUGGGUUGAUUGUUUAGUUGGUCAGUUUGGUUUACUGUAUUUUGAAUUGUUGAUUGAUUGUUGAACAGAUUUGUCUUAUUAUUGUCAUUCAUUCAUUUUUAUUGAUGUAACCGUAGAUUAGUAUGAAUAAAUGAUAGUAUGUUAUGAUGCCAUUAACGCUUGCAUGUUCGUUUGUACGUAUAUUAAUGUUUUUUCGUUAUGUUUAUGUUUAAUGAAUAAUGUAAAUACACUAUGACGAGUAAGUUUCAUUAAUGAUUAUUAUUACUGUUUGUUGAUAUAAUUGUUUAUUUUGUUGU
This is a messenger RNA of Helobdella robusta, 1896 nucleotides long. RefSeq lists its product as hypothetical. Gene Ontology annotation, molecular function: ribosome binding; transmembrane protein transporter activity; signal sequence receptor activity. The record is from RefSeq and is a predicted model, not a curated record. Gene Ontology annotation, cellular component: Sec61 translocon complex; membrane. The coding region runs from base 84 to 1508 and encodes 474 amino acids. The transcript is spliced from 15 exons. Lineage: Eukaryota; Metazoa; Annelida; Clitellata; Rhynchobdellida; Glossiphoniidae. Gene Ontology annotation, biological process: SRP-dependent cotranslational protein targeting to membrane, translocation; post-translational protein targeting to membrane, translocation.